Molecule: messenger RNA, 2424 nt
Organism: Cutaneotrichosporon oleaginosum
Lineage: Eukaryota; Fungi; Basidiomycota; Tremellomycetes; Trichosporonales; Trichosporonaceae
Biological process (GO): retrograde transport, endosome to Golgi
Cellular component (GO): GARP complex
Source: RefSeq, a predicted model, not a curated record
UCUGCAACAACAACAACCGUUAGCAAGCAUGGCAACGGCCGACGCGCCCGCGGCUGCCAUGGCCCGCCUCACCACCGACUUCUCAGAUUCCACGGCGCUGUCCCGACACCAGCAGAUCCACGCGCGCCUCGAGCUCGAGAUCCUCGACGUGCGAGAAGAGGUUGCGCGGUUGAAGGGCGAGUUGCGGCGUGACCAGGAUCCCGCGCGUAUGGGCGUCAUCCAGAAGCAGAUUGCGCACCUCAUGCAGCAGAUCAACGCGAUCCGGGAGAAGGCGGCCGAGGCUGAGGCCAUCGUCAAGAGCAUUACGCAGGACGUGCAGCGGCUCGAUGUCGCCAAGCGCAACCUUACGCGGACGAUGCAGACGCUCGAACGGUGGAGCAUGCUAAAACACGCACAUCGGCAGCUGAAGGAGCUGAUCCCUACCAAGCGAUAUCGCGACAUGGCUAGCUCACUUUCGGCAGUGGUGCAACUCUUCGAGCCACUCAAGCCACUGACUACCAUUUCUGAGGUCGCCGAUGUCUUCCGCGCCGCCGAGGCGGACCGCCGCACCGUUCAGGAGAUGGUCAAUACCGAGAUGGAGACAUUCUUCCGUAACGACCCAAACCACCCGCCCGACCUGCGCGUCGUGACGGAGGCGGCGCUGGUCGUCGACGUGCUGGGCGGUGACUACCGCAAGCAUAUUAUCGAGCGCUACAUCACCCUCCAGCUUGCCGAGUACCGCCGGAUCUUCCGGAGUACCGACGAGGCUGGGCAAUUGGAUAACGUCCCUCGCCGAUAUGCGUGGUUCCGCCGCGUGCUCAAGCAUCACGACGACGAGAAUGCUGCGCUCUUCCCUGCCGGCUGGGAGGUGACGCGUUUGCUCGUGGCGAGCUUUGCCGAGCAAACGCGAGUGGACCUCGCCAAUGUCCUUGGGCGCGGGGUGGGAGACGUCAAUGUCUUCCUGGAUGCGUUGCAAGCGACGCUCGACUUUGAGGCUGCGUUUGCGCGCCGCUUCAACAUUCCUUUCCAAGACGUCACGGCUGGAGGGUUGAACUCGUCCUCAAAUACGAAAUGGACCAUCUCGUCCAUCUUUGACUCACAUUUCGGGACAUACGUGGACGCGCAGGACAAAGCACUGGCAGAGAUGAUGUCGCAGUACCGUGGCGCGCGUUCGCGUAGCAGCCUCGAGGGAACGCUGCAGGAGACAGAGAAUGCUGGUCCAACGAUUCUGCCAUCGUCAACCGAGCUGUUCUACUUCUACGGGCAGACGUUGGAACAGUGCAGCAAGUACACUAAUGGCGAACCGGUGGCCAAACUCGCACGUAUUUUUGCGAAAUGGCUCAAGAUCUACAACGAUGAAGUCCUCCUCGCGGCGCUGAAGAGGGAGCCCGCGAUCCGACGCUCACUGGAAGGUCGGUCAAGUCUGGCCGAUGUCAAGACUGCGUGCAUGGUGCUCAACACGGCCGAGUACUGCGCCAACACCUCGAUGCAGCUCGAGGACCGCUUGAAGGACAAGGUCAAGGAUGAAUUGCGCGAGUCGAUCGGGUUCUCCGACGAACGCGACGCCUUCACUGCCACCAAGGCUCAGUGCAUUGCCACGAUGCUGCGUGAACUCGAGACGGCGUGCGAUCCCGCGUUUGCAGCAAUCCUCAAGACGCCGUGGCGCGAUCUUGAGAACGUGUCUGGGCGUUCCGCGUACAUUGUCGAUCUGGUGGGCAGCAUCAAGGAGGUCGCCGAGUGCGUGCGCACUCGCAUCGAGAGCAAAAAGUACAUCCGCAACUUCGCCGACAAGGCUGUAGGGUUGGUCAUCGCGCGCUUCACCCAGGCCGUCAUCAAGAGCAGGCCGCUCAAGAAGAUUGGCGCCGAGCAAAUCCUUCUCGAUGUGCAGGCCGUCAAGGCGUGUCUUCUGGACCUCCCAGAACCACACCCUGAAAACUCGAGCAACGGAUACACAAAAUAUGUCACCAAGAACACGGGGCAGCUCGAAACGAUGCUCAAGGUCAUCCUCGCGCCCGACGACCCGCCCGAGGGCUUCGUGCAGAACUACUGCCUCCUUAUCGGGGACCGGUCGUUCACAAACUUCCAGAAGAUCCUCGACCUCAAGGGCACAGCUCGCGCAGACCAGCAGAAGCUCGUUGACAUCUUCCUCUCAGUGACGGGCACCAAGGACGACUUGGCAGACACAUCGUUCCUCACUGGUCUGGACAUGGAUCCCGGGAACGAGCGGGCGCAGCAUGCGCCUCAGUCGCCCGCGAUACAGAACCUCGGGACGGGCAGCGUGCUCCCGUCCCUCCUGUCGCGGAGCAGCACCGACUACUCCCCAGAUGGGAGUCGCGCAGAUACGCCCAAGGCGUUUGGCGAUUUCCGGCGUUUCGUCUCGACGUUCGGCAAGCGCGACGGGUACAUGUAGUCAUAGUCUAUGGCCAUGCAUGGUGUGGCCGGGUA